Messenger RNA from Aspergillus costaricaensis CBS 115574, 2043 nucleotides. RefSeq names its product C6 transcription factor. NCBI's taxonomy places the organism in Eukaryota, Fungi, Ascomycota, Eurotiomycetes, Eurotiales, Aspergillaceae. Gene Ontology annotation, molecular function: DNA-binding transcription factor activity, RNA polymerase II-specific; DNA binding; zinc ion binding. The record is from RefSeq and is a predicted model, not a curated record. The transcript is spliced from 3 exons. The coding region runs from base 1 to 2043 and encodes 680 amino acids. Gene Ontology annotation, biological process: regulation of DNA-templated transcription; DNA-templated transcription.
AUGCCACCACCAGAGCAAAGGGCUUCCACGCCCACCUCUUCACGACUAGCUGGGAGAUCACCACGGGUGCUUGCAUGCGUGCUGUGCCAGCAGCGCAAAGUCAAAUGCGACCGCAAGUUCCCCUGCGCCAACUGCGUCCGGGCCGGCGCGCAGUGUGUGCCCACUCUUGGCCCGCGCCCGCGGCGUCGCAGGUUCCCCGAACGAGAGCUCUUGGAUCGCGUUCGGAGGUAUGAAGACUUGCUGCGCCAGAAUAAUAUACCUUUUGAGCCUUUGCAUGCUCCUGUAGCGGAAGAUAGUAGGGUGCUGGAGACUGGUUACCAUGCUCGUUCUGAAGAUCCUAUGGUGGGGGAAGAGAGGGACGUGGCUGUCAAGGCUGAGCCAGAUGGCAAUGAUCUCACUCACUACCAGUUCACUCUGGGAGGGAAUGCCGUGAACAAGAUGUUUGAUGAGGCGUACAAGAACAGCGACGAGGGAUUUAUAUUUGGAUCACGCAAAGCCAAUGUGGAUCUGUCGACAUUGCAUCCUGAUCAAGUCCAGAUAUUCAAGCUCUGGCAGAUUUACUUGGACAAUGUCGACCCGCUGCUCAAAGUCACGCAUACCCCAACCCUGCAAGCACGUAUUAUUUGUGCUCUUAGUGAUCUGACUCGUCUAAGCUCGGAACUGGAAGCACUCCUGUUCAGUGUGUAUUGCGUUGCUAUUAUGAGUCUCGACGAUGAAGAGUGCCGGACGUCGUUCGGGUCUCCGAGGAAAGAGCUUUUGCGAGGAUAUCAAUUUGGAUGUCAACAAGCCUUGCUCAAUUGUAACGUGCUACGCACCGGAGAUCGCGAGUGCUUAACUGCGUUGUUUCUCUAUCUGGUGUCUGUGAGGUAUGAGACGGAUCCGAGGUCUUCAUCUUCGAUGCUUGGAGUUGCUAUUCGAAUUGCUCAACGCAUGAGCAUCCAUGACGAAAAGGCAAAUGCUAGGUGUACUGCGCUGGAGGGCGAGAUGCGCCGGAGGUUAUGGUGGUCGUUGAUUAUGUUUGACAACCGCAUUGGCGAGAUGUCGGACCACAAAACUUCAAUGUUGAUCCCAACUUGGGAUUGCAGCAAGCCUCGCAAUUUGACCGACAAUGAUUUGCAACCGGAGAUGAAGGACUUGCCAGCUGCUCAAGCAGGUCCGACCGAAGCGUUGUUCAUAGCUGCGCGCAGUGAACUCGGAGAGUUUCUGCGGCAUAGCGCCUUUCAUUUAGAUUUUGUCAACCCUUCCUUAAAGGCAGUCGCCAGGGACACAAAGGGUGAUGGCAUGACUGAUCUAGAAAAGAGGAUAGAGGAAAACUACCUCCGACUCUGCAAUCCAGAUAAUCCGCUUCACUAUUUGACGAUCUGGACGAUACGUGGCUUCCUUGCAAAACACCGUCUGCUUGAAGAGUACUCGAGAUUUUCGCCCGCGCAGCAAUCAGAAGCGCAGCGCAACAUCGCCAGCUCCUGUGCAAUGCGGAUCCUCGAGUCCGAUACCAAGCUGAUGAUAUCCCCCCUCACCAAACGGUACCGUUGGCAUGUUCAUAUGUACUUCCCGUUUCCUGCACAUCUGCAUUUGAUUCAAGAUCUGAAGAAGCGACCAAUGCAAGAGCACGCUCAUGAGAUGUGGAAGGCCAUGAGCGAAAACGCCGAGAUACGCUUCGAAGACAUGCAUAGAUUCCAUCCGCUUUCUGAGAUUGUGUCGCGAGAUAUUCUUCAGGCCUGGGAGGCGUAUCAAGCAGCAUCAGGGGGACAUGGAGAAACGGUAUCGCCGCCAUGGAUUGUUAAGAGUGCUAGAACAAACUUCAACAAUCCGAAUAACGAUACGGGAAAUUGCAGCGCAGAGCAGCCGAAUGACCUGGAGGUCGCCCCUUCACUCUCCAUGUCUACGGAACAUGGUAUUCCUAAUCUGCUAUCCGGCAUGGAAGGAUUUGGCAGCGCAGCUUCCGGGUUCGGUGGAUAUUCGGACAUAUUUGAACAGGCUGUUCUGGAGGGUGACGCGUAUCAGUCAGGCUGGCCCACGAUGGGCUUCUACCCAAUGUGGUAG